AUGGUUCUAUCAGUUACGGAGAAAGCGUAUUUGUACGAAUCACUGUCCGCAGUGCCGCCACUUAGACCAGAUGGGCGGGCAGCACACCAGUUUCGUCCAGUGGAGCUUUUCACUGACUUCUUGCCCACGUCCAAUGGGUCAUCCAAGAUAGUGGCCAGCGAUGGCAGCGAGUGUAUUGUGAGUGUAAAGGCCAAGGUCGUUGACCAUACAGUUGACAACGAGUUUCUCGUGGUGGACGUGGACAUCGCAGGCCACCGUGACGACUCUCAAUUUGUGCUGAGCAUCGGGUCGAUCCUCACCAAAGUUCUCACACAACAAUUAGAACAACGCGGACUGCAACUCACUCGCAAAUACAGUUUCAAGCUUUUUAUCGACGUCUUGGUUCUAUCGAGUUACUCCCAUCCACUCAGCUUGAUAUCGUUUGCAAUCUAUGCAGCGCUGAACUCCACCUACCUGCCUAAGCUGAUCUCAAGCGAUGACGACCUUGAUGUGGCUGAGCUACCUUUGUUUCACGACUAUGAUCUUGAAAAACUGGACGUUAGGGUACCCCUGUUGUUUACAGUUGCGCUCGUUGGGAAUAACGUGCUCAUAGACCCUGCAUCCAAUGAAAGUGACGUGGCCAACAACGGGCUCGUUGUUACUUGGAGUAAUGGUAAAAUUGGUACCCCCAUAAUGACUAUUGGCCUAAAUGACGAUAACGUCAAGGGUUUCGGGAGCUCUCACAUACGGACCACGCUAGAAAUGAUCGAAAAAUGUGCUCCGCAAGUAGUUAAGGCAUUAGAUGGUAUUUAA
Molecule: messenger RNA, 792 nt
Organism: Lachancea fermentati
Lineage: Eukaryota; Fungi; Ascomycota; Saccharomycetes; Saccharomycetales; Saccharomycetaceae
Source: the annotation of a GenBank genome assembly